UCGAUCGAUCUAUUCUCCUCGACGUCGAAGCUUCAAUUCGUGGUAGAUACGAUCAUGGCAGCAUCCAGAUCAGCUGCUCUCCUCGUGGUGGCCAUGGCGGCGGCGGCGCUUGCGACCACGGCGAUGGGCGCCACCACCUACACGGUGGGAGCCCCAGCGGGGUCGUGGGACAUGCGCACCAACUACGCGCAGUGGGCGUCGUCCAUCACCUUCCGCGCCGGCGACCAGCUCGUGUUCAAGUACUCCCCGUCGGCGCACGACGUGGUGGAGGUGACCAAGGACGGGUACGACGCCUGCUCCGCCUCCAGCCCCAUCGCCACCUUCACCUCCGGCAACGACACCGUGGCCCUCGCCGCCGCCGGCACCCGCUACUUCAUCUGCGGGUUUCCCGGCCAUUGCGCCGGCGGGAUGAAGCUCGCCGUCAAGGUCGAGGACGCCGCCACCGGUGGCAGCACCGCGCCGUCGCCGAUGGCACCUCGUGCAGGCGCGAUGCCACCGGCAGCCGGUGGCCGGCCAGUGCCUCCGUCGAGCUCGGCGAUCAAGUCCACUAGUGUUGGAUCUCUGGUUGGUCUUAUAGCGGCUGGUGUCAUGCUCUUCUAUUAGAGGAAGAGGAUACAUGUUUUUUUUUUUUUGGUCUUCUCUCUAUUUUUGAUUUGAGCACUCAGCUGAUUGAUCGUGCUCAUAUAUACUAAUUAUUUUGUUCUUUGUGUUUAUGAGUCUGACUCAUAUAUAUUGUUAGUUAUAUAUAUUCAUAUGUAA
Messenger RNA from Oryza brachyantha (malo sina), 759 nucleotides. Its product is annotated as mavicyanin-like. Lineage: Eukaryota; Viridiplantae; Streptophyta; Magnoliopsida; Poales; Poaceae. Gene Ontology annotation, molecular function: electron transfer activity. Gene Ontology annotation, cellular component: plasma membrane. Bases 55 to 603 code for a protein of 182 amino acids. The record is from RefSeq and is a predicted model, not a curated record. The transcript has a single exon.